AUGGCAACAACCACAACAACAAGCAACACCAUCGUCGAACCGAACCUCCUCCAUGAAACAGCCACCCACCAACUCCGCGCCUACUCCACCCAAGCCUCCGGCCCAACCUACCACCUCCGCAUCCUAGAAUCCGUAAAAGAAGAUCACCGCGAGAUAACCUCCUGUGGCGAGCAAAUUCUGCAAUCAAACGACGCAGAUGAACAGACGAGGGCCCAGAAUAUGUUCACCUGGGAACUAGCCAGACAUGCGGUUGCCGAGGAGUUGGUGGUGUACCCUGCUAUGGAGAGGUAUCUUGGGGCUGGGUGGGGGAGGGAAGUGGCUGAGAGGGAUAGGGGGGAGCAUCAAGGGAUCAAGAAUAAGCUACACACCUUUCAGACCCUCAAACCCUCCGACCCGCGCUUUCGUCCAACCCUCCAAUCCUUGUUAGCGGACUUUAGAACCCACGCCCACGGGGAAGAAACUACCGACAUCCCCGCGCUCGACAGAAAACUCUCGCAGGAAGAAUCUGUUGGGUUGUCACGGGCCCUUGAUCGCACGAAGAUGUUCGUGCCGUCGAGGAGCCAUCCUGGGGCGCCGAGUAAGGGGCCGUUUGAGAGCGCGGUGGGAUUGAUGAUGGCGCCGAUGGAUCUGCUGGGGGAUUUGUUUCGGAAGUGGCCGGGACAUUGA
Molecule: messenger RNA, 666 nt
Organism: Aspergillus ruber CBS 135680
Lineage: Eukaryota; Fungi; Ascomycota; Eurotiomycetes; Eurotiales; Aspergillaceae
Product: HHE domain protein
Exons: 2
Coding region: 1-666 (221 amino acids)
Source: RefSeq, a predicted model, not a curated record